Messenger RNA from Toxorhynchites rutilus septentrionalis, 871 nucleotides. It is a transcript of the gene Adi1, whose product is annotated as acireductone dioxygenase. The record is from RefSeq and is a predicted model, not a curated record. The transcript is spliced from 5 exons. Bases 109 to 660 code for a protein of 183 amino acids. NCBI's taxonomy places the organism in Eukaryota, Metazoa, Arthropoda, Insecta, Diptera, Culicidae. Gene Ontology annotation, molecular function: acireductone dioxygenase [iron(II)-requiring] activity.
UUAGGCUGUGAGUUAUUCAAAACAAGUCCCAGAGCAAAACAAUUGUUUGAUCUUUUUAAUGAUAACGCAACUUACUUCAUUCAUAUCGCUGUUCUGAGUCGUAGUAAAAUGGUGCGUGUUUGGUUCAUGGACAACAAAACCAGUGAUCAACGGCUGGAGCACCAGUUUGAUCCGCCUGAAUUCCUUAGCGUUGAAGAGCUUUUCAACAACACAGGAGUUGAGUACUUCAAGAUAAAUGUUCCAACGUGCGACAGUGACGGUGUACUGGCGGAGAUUCGAAACAAUCGCGGAUAUAGCUAUGAGGAUGAAAUUACUUGUUCCAAGGAAUGUCUUCCCGAUUAUGCAAACAAACUCAAAAGCUUUUUCACCGAGCAUCUACAUACCGAUGAGGAAAUUCGAUUUGUUCUAGAUGGAUCCGGUUACUUCGACGUGCGCAACGGCAAAGAUGACCGUUGGAUUCGCAUCGAAGUUGUUGCAGGUGAUAUGAUUAUUAUACCGAGCGGAAUUUAUCACCGGUUUACCUUGGAUUCCAAGGAUUUCAUCCGUGCCAAGCGCUACUUCGUUGGCGAACCGGUUUGGUUGCCCUACAAUCGUCCUGUUGAUGACAUGCCCUGCCGCAAAGAAUACUUGAAGAAGAUGAAAUCUGGAUUUGCUGCAUGAGAAUGAGGAUAAUAUAUCUUAUCUUACAUACAUGAAAACAGACUUCUGAAGUCUCGGUGCUGCAUGCAUCAGAUACAGCAACAGAGUCUGUAUAAAAAUGCGACGAUGAAUGGUAAUUUGUACGGUCUUUUUUCAGAUUUUUUAAAAUUUUCACGUAAACGUAAACGUAACAAACGUUUAUCAUCAAGAAAUAUAUCGAAUUAUAUCACUA